Molecule: messenger RNA, 541 nt
Organism: Pseudovirgaria hyperparasitica
Lineage: Eukaryota; Fungi; Ascomycota; Dothideomycetes; Acrospermales; Acrospermaceae
Exons: 1
Coding region: 157-441 (94 amino acids)
Source: RefSeq, a predicted model, not a curated record
AACCCUAGACAGCGAACUCAAAUGUGAGAAGUUACAAUUUCUCGUUUUUCAUUCCAUUCAUUCAUUACGAAUCAUCUGACUCAUGUCCUUUGCAAUGGCAUUUGCAGAGCAGUUGUUGCAAUCACAAUACCAGCCCUUGCCUUCAAUACCGUCCGUAUGCACGAACUCAUAAUAAGAGUAACGUGUCACUCAGCCUCUAUAUGUGCAUUCACCAUUAUCCUUCUAUAUUCCCGUUGCGCCUUGAAAGAAAGAAAAAUCCCCCUUGGGAUACUCCCGAGAUGCCCUAUUGUGACUGUACUCUGUACAGAUGCUGAAAAGAUUCAAAGUGUACCGUCCGCCGUGGGCAAUUAUGCAGUAAAUACUAGAUCAACUAGAAAUGAAUAUACGUCGCUGUGUUUGUGUCGUCCGGUUGUUUCCAUGUCGGGGGAGGGAGAGAACUGAUGUAUAUGUACAGAAUUGAGGCGUUACGGCUAUCUGGGCGAGCCGGUCGACGGUUUGCCUAUGUGGUGGAUGUGGCCAUCCGAGACGGUUCAGAUCCGUG